UUGUACAGUAGGCACAGAGAUUCACAUCGCCUGUUGAAUCUCACUUUGCUCUCUUUACGUGUCUUUUGGCUCAGACUAUCAAUCAGGAUGAAGUGUGUUAUGAUAUUUCUUGUGUUGACGCUGGUUGUCCUCAUGGCCGAACCUGGGGAGUGUUUCUUUAAACGUCUGAAAGCCAUGUGGAGAGGUGCAAAACAAGCAUCAAGAGAUUACAAAUACAAUCGUGACAUGAAGAAGAUGGAGAUAAGGUAUGGACCUAACUGGCAGAAUAAAGAAGGAGGCAGUGCCAACCCGCCACCUACACCACCUGAACCUUAUCAGCGCUGAAUUGAUACAAAAACAGCUAUAUUGUUUUGGGGCUAAACGCAUAGCCCUUUAGAUUCAAUAGCUUUGUGCUUCGCAAUGCAGAAAGCCAAUGGAGAGGCAAACCAGUAAAAUCAGAUAAUAUGAGGAUGAUGAAGCCCAGAUAUAAUUGGUUUUGAAAAAAGUGAAAUGGCUUGCUAUUGCAAACUGUCCUGAUGAAUAAAACCACAAAGCAAAACAUCAAA
This is a messenger RNA of Perca flavescens (yellow perch), 545 nucleotides long. RefSeq names its product dicentracin-like. The coding region runs from base 88 to 324 and encodes 78 amino acids. NCBI's taxonomy places the organism in Eukaryota, Metazoa, Chordata, Actinopteri, Perciformes, Percidae. Gene Ontology annotation, biological process: defense response to bacterium. The transcript has 4 exons. The record is from RefSeq and is a predicted model, not a curated record.